Molecule: messenger RNA, 1532 nt
Organism: Lethenteron reissneri (Far Eastern brook lamprey)
Lineage: Eukaryota; Metazoa; Chordata; Hyperoartia; Petromyzontiformes; Petromyzontidae
Gene: CIB1
Product: calcium and integrin binding 1
Molecular function (GO): magnesium ion binding; calcium ion binding
Source: RefSeq, a predicted model, not a curated record
GCGCGGUAGCCCGGCACCAGGAAGCGGCCGCGACCCUGUGCCGCGCCUGCGUCACGAGUCGAGGCGACUUCAAAGUUUUACUCUCGCCACAGAAACAUUCUCAUUGUUGUUAUUGGUGUCGUCAAUUACAACAACGACGCGUAAACAGCCACACCAGCGAGUAAACAACAAGUUAAUAACUUCGUCAACAAGUAAACAAGCGGAAUGGGCCAAGCCUCGAGUCAAUUGGGAGCGAAGGAGCUGACGGAGUACCAGGAGCUGACCUUCCUGACCAAGCAGGAGAUCCUCAUGGCCGAGCGCCGGUUUCUGGAGAUGGCGCGAGACCCCAAGGUGGACAAUCACACGGUCAACAUCGGUUCGGCCAUAGUCAAGAUGAGCACCCUCGUGGAGAUGCCAGAGCUGAAGGCGAACCCGUUCCGCGAGCGAAUCUGCCGCGUGUUCAGCACGGCGAGCGGGGUGGGGGGCGAGGAGUGCGCCCUCUCCUUUGAGGAUUUUCUCGACCUGCUGUCGGCCUUCAGCGACUCGGCCACGCCGGAGGUCAAGGCCUACUACGCCUUUCGCAUAUUCGAUUUCGACGAUGACGGGACGCUCAACAGUGAAGAUCUGAAGAGGCUGGUGAUGUGUCUCACGGGCGACGAGAACGCAUUGUCGGAGGAGGACAUGAACCAGCUCAUCCAGAAUAUCCUGGUGGAGUCCGACAUUGACCAGGACGGCACGGUGAACCUGUCUGAGUUCCAGCACGUUAUCACCAAAUCACCGGACUUCAGCAGCUCCUUCAAGAUCGUGCUGUAGGGGGCGGGAGACACCACCCCCCGCCGCCCCCUUCACUCCUCCUCACCUCCGAGUGUCAACAUUCGGCACUGGACACACACUCCUCGCAUCAACACGGCUUGAUUCGUGCACACGCCAACACGUUCACGUACCAACAUACAUACCAACAUACGCACCAACACGUACAGUUAUACACCAACACACGACCAACACUAUCUCACACCAUAGCGUAGCAUACCGACGUGCACGCUAGCACACACGCCGACGCGCACGCCAGCGCAUACCAGCGCAUACCAACAUGCAGCGACGCGCUCGCACGUCAGCGUGCGCCGCCUCCAAUUCGUUGGAUUUUGCAAGAACAGGACGCCGUGACAAGUUUUUAAGAAUAUUUAAUAUUUUAAUAAUUCACCUUUAAUGCGUGUUUCAAAUGUUGAUGAUUAUGACAUAUUACGGGAGUUUAUUUAAAUGUGCGAUUUAUUGCAUAAACCCCGACAUUUUAAAUUUGGGGGAAAGUGCUAAUGCAUAUUUUAGAUUGUGCUGAUAGAGCUGACAGGCAGAUUUACACAGGAGGGUGCACGGUGAGUUCCUUCCAUUCAAAGGGAACAAAAAAAUCAAACCAUUCAGCACAUGAAAAAUCGUUCGUAUGUCUCUGAAAAGCAGAGUCUAUAUUUUAAAAAUGUUAAAGUCUAAUUUUAUAAGCAGUGAUUUAUACAGGCGAGGAACUGUGACAAUGUGUUUUAAUAAAAGCCGUCUGUACUGGA